Messenger RNA from Morus notabilis, 2597 nucleotides. Its product is annotated as ABC transporter G family member 7. The record is from RefSeq and is a predicted model, not a curated record. Gene Ontology annotation, molecular function: ATP hydrolysis activity; ABC-type transporter activity; ATP binding. Gene Ontology annotation, cellular component: membrane. The coding region runs from base 64 to 2244 and encodes 726 amino acids. Lineage: Eukaryota; Viridiplantae; Streptophyta; Magnoliopsida; Rosales; Moraceae. The transcript is spliced from 12 exons.
UCUUCAGCUGCAGCAGAGGAAGACGAAAACAAUGGAAGAGACAGAGUGAGAGAGAGUUUGGACAUGGCGGGUUUUGGCGGUAACGGAGUGGGCCAGGUGGUAGCGGGCCUCGGCUCGAGCGGUUUGGGCAAGGCCCUGGCCGCCGUCGCUGCGGCCCUUCUUCUCCGCCUCUUCUCCGGCCCAGGCCCAGCGCUUCCGCCGGAGACCGACUACGACGACGAAGCCGAGGACCGAAACGACGCCGUACCGGACGACUCCGGUAAGGUCAUUCCGGUCACAAUCCGGUGGCGAAACAUCACCUGCUCGCUCUCCGACAAACGUUCCAAAUCAGUGCGAUUUUUUCUCAAAAACGUGGGAGGAGAGGCGAAGCCGGGGAGACUGCUGGCGAUUAUGGGGCCGUCGGGGUCGGGGAAGACGACGCUGCUAAACGUACUGGCGGGUCAGCUAACGGCUUCACAGCGAUUGCAUUUGUCGGGGUUGCUGGAGAUCAAUGGAAAGCCUAGUUCGAACAAAGCUUAUAAGUUUGCAUAUGUGAGACAAGAAGACCUGUUUUUCUCGCAGCUUACGGUGAGGGAGACGCUCUCUCUCGCCGCCGAGCUGCAGCUUCCGGAGAUAAGUUCUGUGGAAGCAAGAGAUGAGUACGUGAACAAUCUCUUGUUCAAGCUAGGCUUGGUCAGUUGUGCGGAUACGAUUGUUGGUGAUGCCAAAGUCCGAGGAAUCAGUGGGGGUGAGAAGAAACGAUUGUCUCUGGCAUGUGAACUGAUUGCAAGCCCGUCUGUAAUAUUUGCUGAUGAGCCCACAACCGGACUUGAUGCCUUCCAGGCAGAGAAAGUAAUGGAAAAUCUCCGACAGCUUGCACAGGACGGACAUACUGUAAUUUGCUCCAUUCAUCAGCCCAGAAGUUCUGUAUAUGCUAAAUUCGACGAUGUUGUCUUGCUAACAGACGGUGCACUUGUUUAUGCUGGUCCUGCAAAGGAUGAACCACUGGCAUACUUCUCUACAUUAGGAUACCAAUGCCCAGAUCAUGUGAAUCCUGCUGAAUUUCUGGCUGAUCUCAUAUCGAUUGACUACAGUUCUUCUGCAAGUGUUUACUCAUCUCAGAAAAGAAUAGAUGGUCUUGUUGAGUCAUUUUCACAACAAUCUUCAACAGUUCUGUAUGCAACCCCAAUUGCAAUAAGAGAGACCUCCAAGAGUAGUACGAAGUUCAACCAGAAAAGUAUAGUUAGAAAGAAGGGAGGUUGGUGGAGGCAAUUCUGGUUGCUCCUUAAACGUGCAUGGAUGCAGGCUUCUCGUGAUGGGCCAACAAAUAAAGUUCGGGCAAGAAUGUCGGUUGCAUCAGCUAUAAUAUUUGGGUCAGUUUUUUGGAGAAUGAGAAGAUCUCAGACAUCGAUUCAAGACAGAAUGGGAUUGCUUCAGGUUGCUGUAAUAAACACGGCAAUGGCAGCUCUAACAAAGACUGUGGGAGUUUUCCCCAAGGAGCGUGCAAUAGUUGACAGAGAGCGUGCAAAGGGUUCUUAUAAAUUGGGACCUUACCUGCUUUCUAAGUUGUUGGCUGAGAUUCCAGUUGGAGCUGCGUUUCCAUUAAUGUUUGGUGCUGUGUUGUACCCAAUGGCCCGCCUUCAUCCGACUCUGUCUAGGUUUGGAAAGUUCUGUGGCAUUGUGACUGUGGAAUCCUUUGCUGCGUCAGCUAUGGGUCUUACCGUUGGGGCUAUGGUUCCAUCCACUGAAGCAGCAAUGGCAGUGGGACCCUCUCUUAUGACGGUUUUCCUUGUCUUUGGAGGCUAUUAUGUUAAUGCAGAGAAUACGCCGAUCGUCUUUCGAUGGAUACCUCGUGUUUCUCUUAUAAGAUGGGCCUUUGAAGGACUUUGUGUCAACGAAUUUAAAGGUCUUGAGUUUGAUCAUCAGCAUUCCUACGACAUUCAAACUGGAGAACAGGCACUCGAGCGCCUCUCAUUUGGAAACAGUCGGAUUAGGGACACAGUGGUAGCUCAAAGUAGAAUACUCUUAUUCUGGUAUUGUACCACAUACCGUCUCCUGGAGAGAAACAAGCCCAAAUACCAGCAGCUUGAGCCCCCACCACUUGAUCAAAUCAAACCACAGCUACAACUUGAGCCUAUUAACAAAGACCAAGUAGAGCAAAACCCGCCAAAAGAAUCUCCACAACCCGAUCAAGUUGAGCAAAACCAGCAGCUCGAAUCACCUGUGAUUGACCAAAUCCGACCAUUUAUCCUGGAAGGUGCCUAAGUAAAAGGAGCUAGAUGUCUUUCAAAAUGAUGGAGGCCCCAUGUAGAAAACUAAUGUUGUCAUUUUGUAAUGGUUGUACAUUCAAAACCAGUUUAGGAGUCUCACCAGGACGAUCAUGCUUAUUGUAACUGAUCGAAUUCGACCAGGGUGUGUGCUUUUGAGCCCUGAAAUGGAUGACGGAUGACUAAUGGUCGUUGUAAACCAAAUAGACAGCUUUUCAUUUCCAAACUCUCAAGUUCUAUUUUAGAACCCACAAAAAAAUAAAUAAAUAAUAAAAGAAAAAGGGAGCAGCCUGGACAUCAUUGGAGGACCAUUUUCGUGCCAGUCUAAUGGAAGUUAAGAGUCAUUUGUUA